Messenger RNA from Chinchilla lanigera (long-tailed chinchilla), 1772 nucleotides. It is a transcript of the gene Tomm40l, whose product is annotated as translocase of outer mitochondrial membrane 40 homolog (yeast)-like. Gene Ontology annotation, molecular function: transmembrane protein transporter activity. Gene Ontology annotation, biological process: protein import into mitochondrial matrix. The record is from RefSeq and is a predicted model, not a curated record. Lineage: Eukaryota; Metazoa; Chordata; Mammalia; Rodentia; Chinchillidae. The transcript is spliced from 10 exons. Gene Ontology annotation, cellular component: mitochondrial outer membrane translocase complex; mitochondrial outer membrane. The coding region runs from base 570 to 1496 and encodes 308 amino acids.
GGGAGAUGGAAAGAGCUUCACUGGCCUAAGCGACCGGAUGCUCCCUCUAGUGUCUUGUACAUUCAUAGGUUUAUCCCGACUUUGGAGAGGCCCGGCGAUCUUAAGCCCUUCUACGACGACGCCACCAAUUAAAUUCCACCCGCCUCUGCAGUGCUGGGGUUGAAGCUCUCCGGCCCUCAGGCCUGUCAUUCUUUUAUUUCUUCCUCUUCCAUUGGCUACUGGGAGAUCGCGGCGUCUUUUCUCAUGGAUUGGGCGGAGCCCACAGGAGAGGGUUGGUCUUUGAUUGAUUUCUUUGCCCGGUUCCAAGAUGGCGCUCAUGACCACGCUAGGAAUGCAGCGUGAAGCUUCAAUUCUGCCAUCACUCAAUAUGGCUGCCCCCAUCAAGAUGACCGGGGUGUGCUGGGGGGAAAGGGGCAGCAAGAUGGUCUGAGAUGGUCUAGCACUGAACCAUGUGGAAGUUUCUGGGACUGGGGAGCUGGAUGAUGGGGGGUGGGGCUCGUGGGGGGUAAAGGGAGCAACAGCGUCUUUUCCCAGGCUAAUCCCGGCCCCUCCUUGUUCUCUGGACUAAAAUGGGGAACACACUGGGCCUGGCACCGAUGGGGACUUUGCCCCGCCGGAGCCCCCGCCGAGAAGAACCUCUGCCCAAUCCUGGGAGCUUCGAUGAGCUGCACCGGCUCUGCAAAGAUGUAUUCCCAGCACAGAUGGAGGGAGUGAAGCUCGUUGUCAACAAGGUUCUGAGCAGCCAUUUCCAGGUGUCUCACACUGUGCAUAUGAGUGCCCUGGGCCUGCCGGGCUAUCACCUCCAUGCCGCCUAUGCAGGGGACUGGCAGCUUAGCCCGACUGAGGUGUUCCCCACUGUGGUAGGGGAUAUGGACAGCAGUGGCAGCCUCAACGCCCAGGUCCUGCUUCUGUUGGCAGAGCGGCUCCGAGCUAAGGCUGUUUUCCAGACGCAGCAGGCCAAGUUCCUGACAUGGCAGUUUGAUGGCGAGUACCGGGGAGAUGAUUACACAGCCACUCUGACCCUAGGAAAUCCUGACCUGAUUGGGGAAUCAGUGAUCAUGGUUGCUCACUUCCUGCAGAGCCUCACUCGUCGGCUGGUGCUGGGAGGAGAGCUAGUUUAUCACCGGCGACCAGGCGAAGAGGGGGCCAUCCUGACCCUGGCUGGGAAGUACUCGGCUGUACACUGGGUAGCUACGUUGAAUGUGGGAUCAGGAGGGGCCCAUGCAAGUUAUUACCACAGGGCAAAUGAACAGGUUCAGGUUGGAGUGGAAUUUGAGGCAAACACAAGGCUACAAGACACAACCUUCUCCUUUGGUUACCACCUGACUCUACCCCAGGCCAACAUGGUGUUUAGAGGCUUGGUGGAUAGUAACUGGUGUGUAGGUGCUGUGCUGGAGAAGAAGAUGCCUCCCCUGCCUGUCACCCUGGCCCUCGGCGCUUUCCUCAAUCACUGGCGCAACAGAUUCCACUGUGGCUUCAGCAUCACUGUGGGCUGAGGUUGUCCCUCAGCUGGGCCCACAGCAGCUUGAACCUGAGUCAGGUGCCCUAGGGCCGAACGGUAGUCCUCUUUCCAGAGCCCACCUUGCUGAGUGACCCGUAGGUCUCAGGAGCAGAGUGGGGGACAGGACCAUGCCCUUCUCAGAACUGGAUCUGCCACAGGGUCAGCUGAUGAGGCAGUGGUUUGAGGCUUCCACUUCUGCCACCAGCCCCACUCUCCCCUUCCCCAGGCUUGUGGCUCUGGACAAAGGGAGAAGGAUUAAGAGCUGUAUCUG